AUGCGUGCCUCUAGGUAUGUUCUUGAACAUAUUGUUUCCUAUGGACUUAAAACUGCUCAGGUCGAUGCGGAAACAAGGCGAAUCGUGACUUUUGAUGAAAUUCGGAGAAAAAGUAAAUCUCUGACAAAAUGGCUCCGCUUACAUGGGUUUGGGAGAGGUUGCACGAUCGGUCUGCUGAGUAGAAACAGUUUGGACUUUGCGUGGAUACUACUUGGAAUUUGGGAGAGUGGAGCUGUAUGUCAUCUCAUCGACUUCAGAUAUACUUUACGCGAGGUCAUCCAUGCCCUUGAAACGGCCCCUGUUGAUGUGCUUAUACUUCAGAGAGGAGUAUUUCAGACCCUAGCCUGCUCUGAGACCGAACAAAUCAAGCAUAUUUUUGAAUUUGGCGAAGAAAAUGUUCCAUACAGUGAAGCUGCCACACCGCUUGACACUAUCUUUAAAUUCGACAUUAGUGUCAAUUGCAUGGCUCAACCGAGCGAGGACAAUACAAGUCUGGAAAUGGAGAAUGAACCAGACCCUCUGGUUCUGAUUCUGAGCUCAAGUGGAACAACAGGACUUCCUAAAGGUGUUAUGCAUACUGAGGAUAGUAUUUUUGCAGGCUUAGAACUUGGUUCUAGCAAUAUCCUGGUCCAAAAUGAUGAUAAAACUAUCGGGUUAUUGCCAUUUCAUCAUGCGUACGGUCUCUCGGUCAUGCUCAACUCCUUGUGUGUAGGCGCUUUAAUGGUUGUGAUACCUAAGUUCUCGCUGCCUUUUUGGAUUGAGACGAUUCAAACUUUUUCGAUCACCCGGCUACAUUUGGUUCCUUCCUUGCUCUUGACCCUACUGAAGUCAAACACCCUCGAUUUUAGAGACCUUUUAUCAGUGAAACACGUAUGCGUUGGUGGUGCUCCAAUGUUCGAGGAUAGUAUUGAAACAUAUAUGGAUAAAUUUCUACAGCCAGUCGUGAUACAGAAAGUGUAUGGCUGCACCGAAUGUUUCCACUACCUAUUUUCUCAGGUGUAUGAUGCUAAAAGACCAGGAUCGCUCGGGAAAGUCGCUCCAUCGUUGCAUGUAAAGAUUGUAGACUUGAAGAGCCGAGAGGUUUUGGGACCUAAUUCUGUGGGAGAGAUUUGUAUUAAAGGCCGCCCUGUCGCCAAAGGCUACAUCAACAACCCAAAAGCCAAUGCUUGUGCUUUCGAUGCGGAUCGUUGGUUUUUGACAGGAGAUAUGGGCUACUUUGAUGAAGAUGGCUACUUUUACUUUGUAGAUAGGUUUAAAAAUAUCAUCAAAUACCAAGGAAAUCAGGUGUCUCCAAGUGAGCUGGAAUUCGUUUUAAUCGCCCAUCCAAAUAUUGUCGAGGCAGCAGUUAUAGGAAUAGAACACGAAAUCUUUGGACAGGUGCCUCGGGCAUAUGUUAUCCCUCGAGAAAGCCACGAUAACACAGCUCAAGAGAUUCAUGAUUACAUGAGGAGUGUUUUGGCUCCGUUCAAACUAUUGAGAGGAGGGUUGGUCUACACUUCUUACAUUCCUAAGACGAGUACUGGGAAAGUGCAAAGGCACUCGUUGCACAAUAUGGUAGUGCAAAAAAUACACUUUGAUCUCAAAAUGAAAACAUAUGAUCAAGCUGAAGUAGACAAGAAAUUACAAAGAGCGGUGGACGCUGAAACUCAUAGAAAGAUAUCUUUUGAUGAUGUAAAAUGCAAAUGCGCUAAUUUAGCGAAAUGGUUCCGCGCGCACAAUCUCGGCAAGGGGAGCACUGUCGGUUUGAUGAGUUCAAAUAACAUUGACUUCAUUUGGAUUCUAUUGGGCGUGUGGACCAGCGGGGCAGCCUGUCGCUUGAUUUGCCCAAAAUCCACUUUGUAUGAGCUAAUCCAUUCUCUUGACAUCACUCCUGUUGAGUGUUUACUGAUGCAAAAAGGUAAACUAAAAAGAUUGGCCUGCCCAAAAAUAUCCGCAGUAAAGUAUGUAUUAGAAUUUGGAGAAGAAAAGACAAAAUGUAGUGAUGGAGCAAUUAGAUUAGAAGAUGCGCUGAAAGACUUCAAAGAAGACGACCACUUCGAUCAAAGUCCGCAGGUGAAACCAACUGUGCAGAAUGAGACACAAAAUGUAGCUGCGCGAGACAAAUCUAGCAAUAUCCCUGAUGAUAUUGCUCUCAUUCUGACCUCAAGCGGGACCACAGGACUACCAAAAUGCGUCAUGCUUACGCAUGAUAAUAUUAUAGCGGCUCUAAAAAAACGUCAUCUAUUCGUUGAAAAAAGUGCAGUAGCUCUUGGUUUAAUGCCUUUCCGCCAUGCGUAUGGUCUGAUUACUAUGGUCAUGUGCUUGUGCGAGGGUGCGGUAUUGGUAAACAUGACAAGUUUCUCAUUCCUCAGGUGGAUCAAUGUAAUUAAAGAAUUCUCAGUGAGCCAUUUGCACAUAGUGCCAUCUCUCUCGUUGUCCCUGUUGAAAUCAGACCUAGUCAACUUCGAGGACCUGCGAUCAGUGCGGCAAAUUUGGGUGGCAGCGGCCCCCAUUUGCGAAGAGGCUCAUGAGAAGCUUAAGAAGAAGUUUCACCAACCGGUUCGAAUUUACAAAGCGUAUGGCCUCACCGAGGCAACUUUCAUCGUAGCCUUUGGGGAAUUUGAGCGCCAGAAACCGGGAUGCAUUGGAAAAAUUGUCGAAACGAUGCAAUGCAAGAUAAUCGAUAAGGACAGCGGGGAUGAUUUGCCCAUAAAUAAAGUAGGCGAGGUGUGCUUCAAGGGUCCAAUGGUGGCUAAAGGCUAUGUGAAUGACCCCGAAGCCACAGCUGAGAUCUUUUGCUCUGGUGGCUGGGUGCGGUCGGGUGAUCUUGGUUCUCUCGACGAAGCUGGCUAUUUUUACUAUGUUGACAGAAUGAAAAAUAUCAUUAAAUAUCAAGGACAACAGAUUUCACCUUGUGAACUGGAAACAGUUUUGAUCUCUCACUCGGAUGUAAAAGAGGCUGCAGUAAUUGGGGUACCUCAUGAGAUAUUUGGAGAGGUGCCUAGGGCGUUUAUUGUCCCUCUUGAUCAUUCUAAGGUUAUCGCACAGGACAUCCAUGAUUAUAUGAAAGAGAUGGUGGCUCCUUUUAAACAGCUUAGAGGUGGUAUCGUUUUCCUCACGGAGCUUCCAAAAACCGGACUUGGAAAAGUUAAAAGAAGCACGCUUCUCAAUUUUGAACCCAAGACAGUGUUUUAUGAUGAAAUUCGAGGGAAAAUAAGUGUGCACUCACAUACCUUAGAAUCCGGCGAGAAUAGAACGGAAGCUGUCACGACUGAAUAACAAUGCAAUGUCAAAAACUGUCCAUGGAUUUCACAAAAAAUGAAUAUCUACAAUAAUUUUUAUUAGGAAAAACGAAAAACAAACAUCAAUGUCAUUGGUUCUUUUUAUCGGUUGGGGACGGAGAUCCUGAGAUGAAUCGCAGAAUUUUUGGUUUCAGGUGAGUAAUUGGCGCUUCAAUUGUUAAAUAGCCAUAUAUUGCGAAAGCGUAGAUAGGAAAGAAGUCUCCCAGAUGUCGGCCCAAAAAACCCUAGAAUAAAAACAAAAAAGUCUAUAAAAUGGCUUAGAAUCUUGUGCUCAUAUAGAA
Messenger RNA from Bemisia tabaci, 3562 nucleotides. The record is from RefSeq and is a predicted model, not a curated record. Lineage: Eukaryota; Metazoa; Arthropoda; Insecta; Hemiptera; Aleyrodidae.